Messenger RNA from Aspergillus japonicus CBS 114.51, 2088 nucleotides. RefSeq lists its product as uncharacterized. The transcript has 2 exons. Gene Ontology annotation, molecular function: ATP-dependent chromatin remodeler activity; ATP binding. The annotation marks the transcript as partial. Lineage: Eukaryota; Fungi; Ascomycota; Eurotiomycetes; Eurotiales; Aspergillaceae. The record is from RefSeq and is a predicted model, not a curated record.
CCCCAGAGAAAGGACUUCGUGAGAGUGGCAGAACAGCAGAGCUGGCUGAACGAUCCUGCGUAUCAAUGCAAAAAUCAUUCCGAGGCCUGUCGAAACCUGAAUAUUGAGAAUGAAGAAUAUCCCCAGAUACCAGAAAUGCGCCCCAAGGCCAUUUUGAUAGAAUGGCAGCCGGUAGCAGUCGAUAGACUUAACCAGAUCCGACAAAAUGGUCUGACCAGAGGAGCGAUUCUCGCAGACGCUGUUGGCCUUGGUAAAUCCUGGGAGGCACUGGCACUCAUGAUGCAUAUCGCCAGAACAGAAAGCCACCAAGGCAAAGCUUUCAUCGUUGUUGUUCCAUAUCGGUUUCUUGAACAAUGGAUCGAAAAAAUACGCGCCUUCACUGAUAUUUUUCGCAUCCGCAUCUGUGGGUCCAAACGGCAGGUCGAAAAUGAAUCAUGGACAGACUGCGUCGAGGAAGAAUUGACGAAGCAGCACAGAAUCUUCAGAGGCGAAGAAUGCAAUCGCGCAGAACCUCUCGUGACCAGCCACACGACGCUAUCAGCCAGGCACGGUCCUUCGGCUGUCAAAGCAUGGUGUGAGAAUAACGGGCGAGUCUAUAAUCAGGACGCACCAGACAUGCCGGCUGAUUGCGAGUGGUCAUUACAAGGUAGAUUCGCAAUGGCGAUAUUCGACGAAGCGCACGUGCUACGCGAACCCGGGUCAAAUUUUUCGCUUGCCAGUCAAUGGUUACAAGCCUCGUUCAACCUGCUUCUGACCGCAACUCCGUUCUUCUGUGGCAUUCGUGAUUUCGAAAGCUAUGCGCUAACUCUGCUUCGGUCAUGUUCUUCCAUUGCAAAUGCUUAUGACCCCACUCGAAUGACUGGCAUUGUUCAUUCUGUAGUUGGUUCAGACGAUGCGGAAAUCUUGUGCAGUAGGGAGUUUGUGUCGAAGCAUGUUAUGGCACCGGAAAUAAAUGCCCGGCAAUGUGAAACUCGCCUUCGUGCUAUACUAAAGCACUUGAUGGUUCGACGGACUGUAGCGUCUUGCGUAUGGCUAGACUCAGAUCGGAAAAUUAGUGCGUGCCACCCAGCAGCAUUAAGGGUACCCAUAAUUACUCCUUUCAAGGACGCAGGACUGCAGAUUUAUCAGUCCUGUGCGAAGAAGUACCAGUACAAUUUUCUUGACCCGGUCCCUGGGCAUUCCCAGCGAUACAAAUGGGGAAUGCAAAAACUCCGUCCAGUUCUUAUGGGAUCAACCUGGAUCGGACUCAUGGCUCUGGAACGGCGCCUGACUUCCCCGAGAUUGAUCUCUGACAUUGAUGCUUUCAAUGACGGUAGAAGCGAGGGAAGAAGCUUUUAUCAGAAACUCGUGCCAGCAGCAACAGAACCGGACGUUGGACGGAGUGAUAGGAACAAAGUUCCUCUAGGAAUCAAGUCAGAAGGGCUCGAUCUUCUUUUGCGCGGGUCACCGAAGCUCUGUUCUCUUUUGCAAUUGCUCAAAUAUCAGGUGUGUCUUCUGCGCGAGAAGGCCGUGAUCUGGACAUACCACCCAGGAGAAGAAAUUUUCGUCGGUGCAGCCCUUUAUGAAACAGGCAUUCCAUUUGCAAUCCUCCAUCCUGACUCCCACAAGUGGAGGAGAGAAAGUAUCAUCAAGAAUCUCACCGCUACAAGCGGCAAUGGAUGCAUGGUUCUUGUUCUUUCGUAUCUGGUUCCCUCUCUGGACUUGGAUCUACACUUAGUGUGUCGGCAGGUUUACCUGUUCUCGCCGCCCCCCUCUCGUGCAGUGUUCGAUCAAGCAAUAGGACGGGUCUUCGCCUUCCGGUGUGGACACACCCGGCGAGUUACUAUAUUCGAGCAUCGGGUUCCCAAUACUCUCGACAUAAAUCUGGACAAGCACAGCAGGUGGAGUGAUUUACCUGGGUUCGAGAUAGAUAUCUGGAAGACUUUGGCGCCCAAAUUCGAGGAGGACUCGUUUGCCGUUGGAAGGUACGUAAUCCGACGCGAUCAAAUUCUGACUCUGGCACCUGGAGAGCGUCCGGUGAAGGACGACAUCAAGGACCCGAGGCAGAUAGUCGCGAAGCUGGAACGUUUGAAAUGGGGCAGAAGAUAA